Molecule: messenger RNA, 2472 nt
Organism: Eleginops maclovinus (Patagonian blennie)
Lineage: Eukaryota; Metazoa; Chordata; Actinopteri; Perciformes; Eleginopidae
Gene: tmprss13a
Product: transmembrane serine protease 13a
Exons: 13
Coding region: 195-1676 (493 amino acids)
Biological process (GO): proteolysis
Cellular component (GO): membrane
Molecular function (GO): serine-type endopeptidase activity
Source: RefSeq, a predicted model, not a curated record
CUGUUCCUAGAUGGAGGUCAGAGACAAACACAGUAUAGUAGAAGAACAGGAGAAGAACAGAAGAAAGAAGUGGUAUUAAUGUGGCACCAGCAUGCUCUAAUCACUGCUCUGUGACUUAAAAAACACCUGGAUGAGAAAAAGCUCCUCCCACCUGCGCUCACCUCCACUCUCCACUCUUUGACUACCUGAGACCAAUGGCAAAGCCUGACCCGAACGACCCCCCUCCUCCAUACUACUCUGUUGGGUUGCACACCCAGCCCCCCCUCAAGCCCUAUGAGGAGGUGGUUUAUGGUGUGGGUCCAGGCCUGACACCCCUCAGCUAUCCACAUUACAUUCCCCAGUAUCCACCGCCUGUGGUUGUUCCGCAAGUCACACGGUCUAGCAUACCCCCCAGCAGUAAGAGGAGGAGAUGCUGCAAGAGUAAUUCACAGUGCUACGGAGGGUCAGGGGGAACCUUACUGGUGCUCGGUCUGCUUGCAGUGGCCAUCUGGCUUGGAGUUCGUUAUGGCACCCGGUUGGCAACAGCAGCAAACCACCACGAUGAGUACGAUGAUUACGAAGAGGAAGAUAAGCAAAGAUAUGACAUCUGCCCCAACACUAGUGUCAUAUGUGAUGCGAAAAUAGACUGCCAGCUGGGAUCUGACGAAACAAACUGUGUGAGGUUUGACAAGGACAAUGGUCUGCAGGUCAAGACAUCUCAGGAUGGCCGCUUCCUUCCAGUGUGCUACGAAGACUGGAACAAAAACUAUGCUGAUGAAACCUGUGCUCAGCUAGGACUCAGAAAGUCAUAUGUCAUCGAAGCAGUUAAAUCCGAGGGGGCCAGUGUUUUAUCAUUGACAGGCAGAACAUCUUCGCUUCUUCAGGGUCGGGUUAAAGUCAGUUCAUCGUGUCCAAACCAGGAGACUGUCUCACUGCAGUGUGUGGACUGUGGCCGCCAGAAGACUACGUCCCGGAUCGUUGGGGGCAGCGCGGCUAAGGAGGGCCAGUGGCCUUGGCAGGUGUCACUGCACUUCAGAGGAUCCCACGUCUGCGGUGGAGUCCUUAUCUCUCCCGAUUUCGUACUGACUGCUGCCCACUGCUUUCCAAGCAGCAACUCUUUAUCCCUCUCGACAGAGAACUGGAAAGUGUAUGUUGGAUUGAUGUCUCUUGACAGACUCACUCAGCCCUACGUGGUUAAGAGGAUUAUACUCAACGAGAACUACAACAGCAAAACUAAUGACCAGGAUGUCACUCUACUCAAACUAACAUCCCCAGUUACUUUCAAUGAUAAUGUGCAUCCAGCUUGCCUGCCAGCUUUUGACCACAAAUUUAGCGAUGGAACCGCAUGUUGGACCUCAGGUUUUGGCACCACUAAGUCAGGAUCAAGCACUGUCUCCAAGGAACUGAUGGAAGUGACUGUCAAAAUCAUAACACCAAGUGUGUGUAACAGUCCCAUUGGGUAUCAAGGCGCUGUAACCAAGCACAUGCUCUGUGCUGGUGAUAUGGAUGGAGGCAAAGACUCCUGUCAGGGGGACAGUGGUGGACCCCUGGUGUGUAAGGGAGACAGCCGUUGGUACCUGGCUGGGAUUACAAGCUGGGGAGCUGGCUGUGGGGAAAAAAACAAACCUGGUGUUUACACCAACGUCAAAAGUGUUCUGCCCUGGAUCUACAGCAAAAUGCAGCAAGAGAAGCCAUGAUGUCUCUUUGUAUCCUGCUGGGGUGUAACCCCCCCCACACACACAGACACAAUAAACCCUGCACCUGAAAGGUGGAAGAAUUUACACAUACAAGAAGGAAAUGAUGAAAAAGAUACUUUGGGCAGAAGUUGAAAUGUUGCAUGCAGGAUAAAACUCACAACUUGGACAAAUGACCUCUGUCUUAGCGUUCUGCAUCUUCCAUAUUUAUACUCUGUCAUAAGUGUUUUGUGACCUGAACCUGAUUGAUGAUACACACCAAUUGAUGCACUUCAGUCUUGCCUCCUUGAUUUUGUUCUGUCUGUUGUUGUCUCGGUUAUGAAGUAUACUUGUGUUUACAUACAUGUGAAACAAGCUUUGAAUAUGGCUGGCCCUUAUCCUAUGAGUUCUGUGCCAAUGAAACCCAGUCCAUUACUGUGAUCUACUUUAUUAGUUUAACAAUGAGAAAAAUGAUUUAUGAUUGAUAGGUGUGUUGUUUGCUGAGGCACACAUCUGGGAUGUUUCAAUGCAGAAAAAGGGACACUUUAUUUUGUAUAUACUUUGUUUUAAAAAAAACGUGACUCUCUAAAUAAGCUUGGACUCUGCCUGUGCAACUCUGUGCACCUUUAUACCCACAUUGUGAAGUUUUUAAGAACAGGUUCUCCUGAAAUUCAAUGUCAAAGUGUGGGUUCUCCGUGCCAUAUUCAUAUGCAUUGGUCAUUUUGUGUAACAUAAUAUAGUGGCUAAUGUGUGGAAUCAAUGGGCAAUGUACUGAUCACAAAUACAAUAAAGAUUAAGCAAGCAUAAGCUUUCAAUCACA